AACAGAUAAGAAAUCUUAAGGAAUUUUCCAAACAAUGUUUUUAAUAAGUUCUUCAACUUGCAAUUGGCUUCAUAGUUUUGCACUUGCACCUGUGCUAGUAGCCUAACACAAAUGUUACAAAAGUAAACUUUAAUAAAACCACAUCCAAAAGUGCAUAUAUUUGCAAGUGAAAGCAGGGUGGGCUGAAGUCAUUAACCCACUUUUUCUAUCAUUAAUAAAACUAAAUGAUUAGAACUCGUUCACGAUCCUUACAUUUACAAGUCCUCAUCACUUGGCAGGGAAGAAUCAAUUACGCCCGCAGAAAUACACGGAAAUGAAACCAUCGACUUAAAUGCACUUGUUGACAUCAUUUGUGAAGAGCGUUAUGGAAAGUUCAGUGCCUGCCCUAAACCUGGAAAUGUGCAUUGCAUUAUCAUCUCUUUCCCUAUUUCAUCUCUAUCCCUCGCAUGAAUCGUUCCUUUCCCAUGGAAAUCCGCCGUACUCCAGCUCUCAGGACCAGAAGCUCCGCCGUAGCCCCACUGCACUCACUGCACAGCUUAUCCCACAAGGAAAGGAGUGUUUCCGGAACACCUCUUGGAGGGUUUCUGUCCGAAGCCAACAGAACACCUCUUGUAGGGUUUCUGUCCGAAGCCGGCAGAACACCCCUUGGAGGGUUUCUGUCCGAAGCCAACAGAACACCCCUUCGAGGGGUUCUGUUCGAGGCCUUCUGUCCGGAGCACUUCUGGGAAAAAUAAACGUUUCGGGAAGAAUAAAACGUUUAUUUUUCCCGACAAGUUACAUUUGAUAUUAUAUGAAUUUACAUAUUACUAUGUAUGAGUUACAUCUUCUUACGCCUGAAUUACAUUUUUUAUUCGCGAGUUAGAUUUGGAUUUAUCUUAAGA
This is a messenger RNA of Cuscuta europaea, 881 nucleotides long. The record is from the annotation of a GenBank genome assembly. Lineage: Eukaryota; Viridiplantae; Streptophyta; Magnoliopsida; Solanales; Convolvulaceae.